UCCAGCAACGAAAAGCACCGGGAGGAUAGACGAUCAACACUCAGCCAGGGGGGCCGGUUAUUAUUAUGUCGACGGGAACAUCACCGUUUUGUGCCUCGGUAAAGUAAAAAAAAAAAAAAAAAAAAAAAAGCCGGGGCGCGGAGAUUUCGCUUUUCUUUUUUUUUUUUUUGCUCGAUUGUGCGAAUGCGGCGCACUAUGAGAGCGCUCCUCUGUCAUUAACGGCUGUUUUCAGCCUUAAAAAACGAGCUGCACCGGGGAGGAGAUAAGCAGCCAGAGAACAACCGUUAAUCCCCGGGACGGUCACAUUCACGGCGGGGCUCGGACCCGACAGAAAUGGACAGGGCAGCACGAACUGGAUUAAAUGAUAGGGAGUGACGAGACGCCGCGAACAAAGCGAACCUGAAGUGUUAUGCCCGUUAAUCCGUAUGGUCUUUAUUUGACUGGAAAUGGGAGCUUUAACAAGCAGGCAGAAUAUAGGCGUGGAAGAAGUGGACAUUCCGUCCAAUUCGGUGUACCGUUAUCCACCGAAAUCUGGGAGUUACUUCGCCAGCCAUUUCAUCAUGGGGGGAGAGAAGUUUGACUCCACCCAUCCUGAAGGUUACCUGUUCGGGGAAAACACAGACCUUAACUUCCUGGGGACCAGACCAGUAGCGUUCCCUUACGCAGCCCCUCCACCUCAGGAACCAGUAAAGACGUUACGAAGCCUUAUAAACAUCCGUAAGGACACGCUGCGGCUUGUUCGAUGCAGCGAGGACCUAAAGCUGCCGGGUGACGAGGCGGCGGGUAAGAACAGGUCCUGCUACAACGUAGAGUUCACCUUUGAUGCUGACACGCAGGUGGCCAUCACCAUCUACUACCAGGCCAUAGAGGAGUUUCACAAUGGAGUGCCGGUCUACCUGCCCCAGGACAGCUCUCUGCAGUCUGAGACGGUGCACUUCAAGAGGGGAGUUUGCCAGCAGUUCUGCCUGCCCUCACACACCGUCAACCUCAGCGAGUGGGCCGACGAGGAGCUGCUGUUUGAUAUGGACAAGGAGAUCUUCCCCAUGGUGGUGCAGGCCGUGGUCGACGAGGGGGAAGAACAUUUGGGACACUCUCAUAUUCUGCUGGCGACAUUUGAAAAGCACAUGGAUGGGAGCUACUGUGUGAAGCCUCUGAAGCAGAAACAAGUGGUGGAUGGAGUGAGUUAUCUACUGCAGGAGAUCUAUGGGAUCGAGAACAAAUACAACAGCCAAGAAUCAAAGGUUGCCGACGACGAGAUCAGCGACAACAGCGCGGAGUGUGUGGUGUGUUUGUCGGACGUGCGGGACACACUCAUCCUGCCGUGCAGACACCUGUGUCUCUGCAACGCCUGUGCAGACACUCUGCGCUACCAGGCCAACUGCUGCCCCAUCUGCAGACUGCCGUUCAGAGCUCUGCUGCAGAUCCGAGCCAUGCGGAAGAAACUCAGUCCUUUGUCGCCUACCAGCUUUAACCCCGUCAUCACCUCCCAGACGUCUGACUCAGAGGAACACUCGGCGUCGGAGCACAUCCCUCCAGGCUACGAGGCGGUGUCUCUCCUGGAAGCGCUGAACGGGCCCCUCAACACCUCCUCGGUGGCUCCUCCUCUCCACUCGGGUCCCAGCCACGUCUCCGGAGCGCUGCCUCCUUACAGCAGUGACCCCCACCCGGCACCGGCCCGCUCCCCCUCACCUCUAGACCACUCCAACUCCAGUCAGGGACUCAAACUCAAGAAGAGUGGUUCGAAGUCACUUUCCCAGAAUUCCUCUGUGCUUCCUGAGGAGGAGGAUGAGAAGUCUUGCAGUGAAUCAGAGGCCUGUCGCCACAAACUCGCUGUGGAUCAGCAGGAGUGCGGAGUGACUCCAGACAGCGAGAACCUGACUCUCUCCUCGUCUGGAGCCAUCGACCAGUCAUCCUGCACCGGAACCCCGCUCUCCUCCACCAUCACUUCCCCUGAAGACCCAGUGAGCAGCAGCCUGGCCCAGUCAGUGAUGUCCAUGGCCUCGUCCCACUCGCAGCACUCCCACAUCAGCACUGACACCAUGUCCUCCAUGUCAGGGUCCUACCUGGCCGGGGCAGAAGGCGAGCACGGGGGGGACGAGGGGGGAGACGCUGAAGAAGGGGAGGAGAACCAGGACGCCCCCAUGGAGAGCAGAGGACCCUCGCAACAGGAGGGGGAAUUUUCCAAGGAGCCAAAGGAACAAAACUACUCAGUGGCUGUAGAGGAGCAGGACUCGGAGGGAAACGAUGUCACUGAAGAGGACUGCUCCUCCCCGUCUAAUGGGAAAGGUGGGCGGAGCAGGUGUCCAGAGUUGGCCAAUAACAAUCAGGGCGUCGCCCUCUGUGACACACCCUCUUUGGGGUUGGAUAAUGAGCAGGCUCCCGACAGCCGAUUCGCCGGUCUGAUGUACCUCGGGGGCUACAGGCCUGUUUUGGAGCCCCUCCCCCACCACACCUCCACCAGCAAUAUUAACCUGGAGGAGCAGGGGGCAGAGAACAGGGACGGCCAGAGUCCUAAACAUCCUCGCCGCGGACCACUCAUUGUGUAACACGUUCACACACGAUCGCAAACACACACACACACACACUUACACACAAACUUAAACGUAUCCGUCCAGCUCUUCUUACCCUGCCAUAGUGCUGCGUCACUGGAUACCGCUGAUACUCGCUGAUACUCGCUGAACAGGGAACCCCCUCCUCCACCUGUCUAAACAUCUCCCCCGGACUGAACAUGAUUGUCGUCGCUGGCGCUGAAACUCCUCUCGAGUAGAACGAGGAGGGAAGAGGAACAGAGCGGCAUCACCUCGCUGUCAUCUGUGCACUUUUAUCUCACAGAAGUUUCUUUUUUGUUUGUUUGUGACCUAACUCGAUGUGGGAAUGAUUAGCCUACUGCUACGUUAUUAUUUAUUACCUGUAGGUCUAACCAAUGAGAGCUCUGUAUUGUGACACUAUCUUUAGAAAAAUACAUGCUGCUCCUCCUCCUCUACUUUCCUCUCCUCUCUUACCAGCCAAACAGUCAGGGGCUACUGUGAUCGGCAAUCGGAUUUAUUACUAAUGUACUUCUUCUUCUCUGUUAUAUACUGUAUGUUGAAUGAGUGGUCACUAUAUAAAAAGUCAGCUCACACCGGACUACCUUACCGAACUCUCCUUCGGAUCAGGGAGCUCCAGUCUCAGACUUUUCGCAUGCAGCUUUUUUCGACUUCUGCUGACGUUUUCCUCUCCAUUUCCCCGCCACGACCUUCACUCGACAACCUCCGCUGAAUGUGAAGCCGGGGGGGGGGGGGGGGGAGCGGGGAGGACGAGCCGAGAAACGGCGGCCCGAAAUGAAACAGGAACGGACUGAAAAACGAAACAAAAAGACACGUAACACAGAAUGUAGGACGAUGAACGUGGAACUCAAAGAAGGGGAAUGUACAGGACAUUUAAGCUAUCACCUAAACUGGAAUUAAACAUGAACUUUGAACCCUAAACACACAUUGGCUCCCCCCGUUUUACCCAUCAUGCCAUCCUCUCCUUCUGCAGCUCCAUCUUAGCAUGUCAGUAUUAUCGUAGUGCAACUGGAAAUGAACAAGUACCACCAAGCAAUAAAGACGCCCUCUUCUUCUCCUGCAGGUAGACGCUCCUUUGCAGUCCAAACAAAGACUGUUUGCACUGGCCUGUUACAGUCACAGAUUUAGCUAAUUCAACCUGUUUUAAUUGUUAUUUGUUAUUUUAAUUUCACCGUUGUAAAGGGACGUUUUUGUGAGAAAACAUACAGUGAAUAUGAAAACCUAAACGUGUGAUUUAGCUGGCAUUUUGUUCAUCCUCAUAUCCUCCCCCCCCCCCGUUAUUAUUAUCAUCAUCCUGACGAGCCCUUUUCUCCUCGUCUGUGAAACUUUUUAGUUGUUUUGGUUUUUGUAUAACUUUAAUGUAUAGCUCACCUGUUGUUGGUGUUCUCUGUUUCUGUGUUUUAAUUUGUUGCAAAACACUGUGUUGUUUAUUAGAAUGUGGAUGAAAAAUAUGUGAAAUAUUCCUAAAGGUUUACACACAUACACACACACACACACACACAUGCGCGCGUUCACAUAGCGAAUAAAACUGAAAAAGGGAUGAUAUCAACAUUUAAUGCACUAUUAGCUGUUUCCUAGACGACACACUUUGCGGUGCAUGAGGCGAUAGUCGAGUAAGCAUGUUAGUCUAGGUCAGCCUGCACCCUCCUGUAGAAUACUUGAUGAUGGAUCACUGCACACACCUGAAGUGGUACCAUAUCCUUCUGUAGUGUUAUAUAUCGGUUGCUGGCACCCUAUUCCCUUGGCCGAACUGCUGAGGUCAAGAGUAAUGCACUACUAUAUCCAAGCUGCAUACAGUCAUGUGAUCACAGUCCGAAUGUGUAGAUGAAGCUGUUCUCUGGCACCCGGUUGCAGUAUGAUAUCAAAGGAAUGGGUCCUGAAUCCGUAAGACCCCACUUUUCUAGAAUUAUGAGCGAAAAUGUCAAAGAAAACAUCAAACGGACAAUAAAGUUUUUGCAACUAA
This is a messenger RNA of Thunnus maccoyii (southern bluefin tuna), 4509 nucleotides long. RefSeq names its product ring finger protein 157 (gene rnf157). The coding region runs from base 447 to 2546 and encodes 699 amino acids. Gene Ontology annotation, molecular function: ubiquitin protein ligase activity. The record is from RefSeq and is a predicted model, not a curated record. Lineage: Eukaryota; Metazoa; Chordata; Actinopteri; Scombriformes; Scombridae. The transcript has 19 exons. Gene Ontology annotation, cellular component: cytoplasm. Gene Ontology annotation, biological process: protein ubiquitination.